This is a messenger RNA of Phycomyces blakesleeanus NRRL 1555(-), 438 nucleotides long. RefSeq lists its product as hypothetical. Gene Ontology annotation, molecular function: calcium ion binding. The transcript has 3 exons. The coding region runs from base 1 to 438 and encodes 145 amino acids. Lineage: Eukaryota; Fungi; Mucoromycota; Mucoromycetes; Mucorales; Phycomycetaceae. The record is from RefSeq and is a predicted model, not a curated record.
AUGCGUACUUCGUCACCUGUUCUUUGUUUUCUUAUCUCAUGCUUACUACUACCUCUUGCCUUUGCUGGGCCAGGAACCCAUCGUUUUGAGGCCGGGCAUUCCAAUUAUGGUGAAGAUUUGAAGAAUAAACAGCACAUUCAAGAACACAUCAAUGCAUUGGCUAAGGAUGGACAAGCACCCAAGGUAGAAGACAAGGACAUGGUCUAUUAUUUGUUUGUGGUACAUGAUAAGAAUGCAGAUGGACAUCUCGAUGGACAUGAGCUCAGAGCGGCCUUCACUGACUUUGAGGAAGGAGAUGAGGACCCGACAAAAUUCAUUUCACUAGAAGAGGUAACAGAGAUGGUAGACCAUGUUCUUGAAGAAGAUGAUAUCGAUGGAGAUGGCUUGAUUUCUUGGGAUGAAUAUCUUCAGAGCCAACUCUAUCACGGGCAGACUUGA